Molecule: messenger RNA, 1262 nt
Organism: Capsella rubella
Lineage: Eukaryota; Viridiplantae; Streptophyta; Magnoliopsida; Brassicales; Brassicaceae
Product: pectinesterase inhibitor 6
Exons: 1
Coding region: 177-1028 (283 amino acids)
Biological process (GO): negative regulation of catalytic activity
Molecular function (GO): enzyme inhibitor activity
Source: RefSeq, a predicted model, not a curated record
CUGUUUUAAGAAAAACGAAUGUUACAAUUUGGAAACUUGAAUCGCCGCCAUUUACGUUCCGCCGAUCCCCUUAAUAUCUUCUUCUUUUACAUCUUUUUUGUCUCUUUUAUCUUUCAUAAACCCCCGAACUUUUUUUUUUUUUCUCUCUCAACGGAAGGGAAGAAAAAAAAAAUAUUAUGGAGGCGAAUAAAACCUUUCGGAUCAUCGUGAUCGUCACGGUUUCUACUCUGGUCACGAUCUUAUCCCCCGUAGAAUCCAAAUACGGCGAUUCCUACGUCGCCAGAUCUCUACUCCAUGUGUUUCCACCUUCCGGUUCUCCUGCACCUGCUCCGGCGGUGACAGAUAUUGACUCUCCCGCGGCUUCACCACAAGCUCCCACCGCUCCGGAGGAGAUUGAUAUCGACUCCCCCGCACAAGCUCCUUCCGAUUCAAUGUCCCCGGCGGAGGUAGAUUUAGACUCUCCCGCGUCGUCACCAGAGUCUCCCGCCUAUUCGAAUCCACCGUCUGAGGAAAGUUAUGAUGUCGAGACUUCUUCGUCUUCUCCUACUUCUCUAUCUGGAAUCGAUGUUUUGAGUUCGGCCAAAAACCUUGUGAAUCCAGCUCUGUUAUCUCCGGAGAUCAAAGCUAUUUGCGGCAAAACCGAUUUCCCUCCGCUAUGCGAAUCUUCCGUUAGUCCUCUGUUAACGGUGGCUCAGCUGAAACCAGACACUUCCUCCGUCCUCGUUCUCGCGAUUCAAGCUUCGAUCAACGCCACCAAGGCGGCGUUGGCCACCGUCAAGGAAGUAGCCGCCGACGAUUGCCAGGAGUUGUACGACGACGCCCUUGCCAAUUUGGAAGACGCGGCGUUAGCCGUUAAGUCACGUGACAUUGCCACCGUUAACACUAACUUGAGCGCGGCUAUGACGGACUACAGCACGUGCAACGACGGCUUCGAAGAAGCGGGAGAGCCUAACCCUUUGGCUGACGUGGGCGAUAAGCUUACCAAGAUGGUUAGUAACUGUCUCGCUAUCUCCACGUUGCUCAAGUGAAAAAUGAAACGGCGGCGUUUUUGAAUCGCGACGAUGUAAAGUGUUUGUUUUCAUUAAAUUUGGGCCUGGUUUGAACGUGGUAGUACUACGCCGUUAUCGAAUAUAUAAAAUUCCAAAAUCACAUUAAAGAACGUGAGUGCGCUUUAUUAAAUAGGCUUAUGGUGACGUUUAACCAGAGAUAGAUCACGCUUCAUGCAUCUAUCUCCUCGUUGUUGUCUUGUCACCUAUUUCUUG